Mangifera indica (mango) is the source of this 858-nucleotide messenger RNA. Its product is annotated as bZIP transcription factor 17-like. Lineage: Eukaryota; Viridiplantae; Streptophyta; Magnoliopsida; Sapindales; Anacardiaceae. The coding region runs from base 1 to 858 and encodes 285 amino acids. The record is from RefSeq and is a predicted model, not a curated record. The transcript is spliced from 4 exons.
AUGAUAAAGGCAAGAACUGUAUGGAGAUUAGUGGCUGCAGGUUGUUCUUGUGGGAAGUUCAUGAGGUUGAUGUUGAAGAGAAAAUGUCCCUGUGAUAAGAAUCUCCCCACUAGGUGGUUAGGAAGAGAAGUACUUAUUCUCGCAAAAUCAGCCAUGAGACUGAUCAAUUUGCUGGGAUGUGAUCACUCAAAGACAAAACUAAGCCUGAAGUUCUAUGAACCCAUUAGUGCUAUUUCUCGGUUGAGUAAACAGACUUCUUCCCCGGUUGAGACUAGGAAGAAUGACAGUACUAAAUCUAGUAGUAAAACUAAGAAGGUUGCUAGUAUUAGCUUUCUGGGUUUGUUGUUUUUUGUGUUGUUGUUUGGUGGAUUAGUGCCUCUUGUGGAUGUUAAGUAUGGAGGGUUGGGUAUUGGAUUUUCCAGUGGGAAAUUUGGUAUUGUUAAUAGCAUACGUGGUGAGAGAGGUGUUGAAAGGAAAGAGAGAGGGUCACAGACUUCUCCUGGUUCAAACUUGUUUAUUGUUGUUGGCCAUGGCAGAGAACCACUGGUUGCCUCUUUCUAUGUGCCAAAGAAUGAUAAGCUUGUGAAGAUUGAUGACAACUUGAUAGUUCACUCAGAUUUGGCCUGUGAGAAAGCUUUGGCUAUUCUUGAGAGAGGGAAUGGCGGAAGGCACUCAAAUGUAUACAGAAAUCCUGCUGAGAGACAGAAGACUUUAGAGUGUGGUGAUGGUGAUGUUGAUAGCACAAUCAUUCUAAAAUCAUUUUCUCAGAUUUUUAUUGUUGUGCUUAAGGAUAAUGUCAAAUAUGUCACAUACUCAUGUGUUGUUCCUCAGUUUGGUCCUCACCUAGUGACCACUUAA